AAAGGUUAAUUUGAAUGACGAACAUGAUUUCAAACAGCAGGCACCAGCCUCAGAGAAGCUGCACAACCUUGCCGAGCUUCAUAUUAGUUGAGAUGGUGAUCAUGGCAGGGACCGUGAUGCUGGCUUAUUAUUUCGAGUACACGGACACCUUCACGGUCAACGUGCAAGGCUUCUUCUGCUACGAGGGCGCGUACCGAAAGCCCUACCCGGGCCCGGAGGACCGCAGCGCUGUGCCCCCGGUGCUGCUCUACUCGCUGACCGCAGGCGUGCCCGUGCUGGUGAUUAUCAUUGGAGAAACUGCAGUGUUUUGUCUACAGUUAGCUACAAAGGAUUUUGAAAACCAAGAAAAAACAAUAUUAACUGGAGACUGUUGUUAUAUAAAUCCACUGGUACGCAGGACCGUCAGAUUCCUUGGAAUUUAUGCGUUUGGACUCUUUGCUACGGACAUCUUUGUAAAUGCUGGACAAGUAGUCACAGGGAAUCUUGCACCACAUUUUCUUGCACUUUGUAAACCCAACUAUACAGCACUUGGAUGUAAACAGUAUACGCAGUUCAUCAGUAGUGUACAUGCCUGUACUGGAAAUCCAGACCUUAUAAUGAAAGCCAGAAAGACAUUCCCAUCCAAAGAAGCAGCACUAAGCAUAUAUGCAGCUAUGUAUCUGGCUAUGUAUAUCACCAACACAGUAAAAGCCAGAGGAACAAGACUUGCAAAACCUGUUCUGUGUUUGGGCUUAAUGUGCUUGGCUUUUCUUACUGGAAUCAACAGAGUAGCAGAGUAUCGAAAUCACUGGUCAGAUGUAAUAGCAGGAUUUAUAAUAGGAAUAUCUAUAGCAGUAUUUUUGGUUGUUUGUGUGGUAAAUAACUUCAGAGGACGUCAGCCAGAACACGAACAUUCACAUAUGGAUAAUUUGGCCCAGAUGCCCGUGAUCAGCAUACCCCGAGUAGAAAGCCCUUUAGAAAAGAACCACAUCACGGCCUUUGCAGAAGUCACAUGAUGUUGAUGCUGAUGUAUAUUCACUCCAUUGGACUUCAUCUCUUUUCACAGCCCACACACGAUAAUUGCAGUGUAUCAAAAAUAAGAAAUUUUUAGAAGUCCUAUUUAUGACUUGAUUUUUACAUCAUUAAAAUGACACCAACAUUUUGAAGAAUUCUUAAAUAUUAGAAUAUUACUUUCUAGAAAAAAUAUUAACUGUUUACUUUUUGAUGGAAUGGGACAAACUGAGCACUAAUUGCAUUUAUCUGACAAUACCCUCUAUUUUGGCUUCUCCUUGUUUGUAAUGGUUCAUAUAACUAUUCCAACAGUACUUCUUAUUUUGAUUUUACUUUGUUUUUUAAAUCUACAUUUUUAAUUCAGCAUGAACUUGUUUCCAUUUGAGGCAAUUUCAGUGUAUAAGAACUAGACAAAUAUGUUCUGUAUGAAAAUGCUGUUUGCACAUUGUAUUUUGCUGUACUCCAUGUAAGAUAUAUCAUUCAAACAGUAUGUUAUAUGUAAGACUGGUGCUUCUGCUUUUGAAGAGAAAAAAAUGCCAAUUUUUACUGUAAUAAGUAUUGUAUCAUAAUUAAAAGUUUAUUUAUUUGGAUAUUUUUCCUGACAUAAUUGUAGUUGAACUGUUGUUUUGUAGUUCUUGAAUGUCUUGGGUUAUAUGUAUGUAUCUAGGUUAAAAGAGAUGAAAAUAAUAUAGAAAGUUUGAUCAUCUAUAUAUUCUUUAUUACUAAUGAUAUCCCAUGAAAUGUUAAGGGCUCUAUUAUUAGCUGAGCGUAUCUGAUGGGAAGCCAUGCUGUUAAUGAAUUGUGAAUUAUUCCAGGAAGCCUGCAUCUUCUCAUAUUUAUUGUACACCCUGAUGUUAUGCUGGGAAAAUGGGUGCUAAGAUGGUAAGAGCUUCACUGGCUUAGUGAGAAAAGUGCAUGUGAGUUUCUACACUCAGUUUUCAUGUUGGAGCACUCACAGAAAUGGCUUCAUAAAUUUUUUUCAGCCGAAGUGAGCAGAACAGGCUGACUUUCUCUCUACAAAUCUUUCUAUCUCUUAGUGUUUCAGGGCCAUAUUCUUGGAAAAAAACCCUUCUGUCAGUCUGUGAAGUGUUGACAAAUUGAUUUUCUUCAACAUCAGGCAUUGUUAUCUCUGUUAUCGCUGUGAAUAAUCAAAUUGAACCUCCCCUUCAAAACACAGCUUUGCUGACUAUUGAUAGUGAAGUUGUCCUAUAAAAGUUAAGCGCCAAAUGGGCAAUGGCUGAUUCAGUGGUAGCGUGUAGACACAUGGAGAAUAGCAAUGUUCAGUGCAGGCUUUUGAGCCUUCUAGGCCUUAAAUUUUCCAUAAUUCAGAGUAUUUCCUGUGCAUUAGUCAUUGUUAGAAGAUGUUUGAAACAUAAGGCUGUAGAAUCAGGUUUUUAUUUUCUAUGAUGGAUUUUAAUGUGUUCCUACAUAGUCAUCCAGGUAACACCGGCUUUUUACUUUUUAUUUAACCUUUGCUUCUGCUAAAAUACAGCUACCUAAAUAGUGCUCGGCAAACAGGGCAAGGCCAAGUCAGCUUUGAGUGCAAUAAUAGAGUGUAUCUCACAAAGUUGGGCUAAGCUGACAAUUAGGGAAUAAAGAAAUACAUCCGUGGGGAGAAGAGUCCUGGAAAAGAGCCCUUAACCCUUAGUAACAAAGUUACUUAGAUGAUUGAAAAUCCACCUUUAUUAGACGAUCAAGUCCAAAGUUUGUAUCACCGUGUCAGGCACACUUACCCUUCUCUUGGUCUAGCUAUUUAGGGUCCAAGGUACUAAUGAUUUCUCUGUGUGCAGAUUUAAACUAAAUCUUCACUCGUUUUUGCAUGGUAGCAAACCUGCAUUUUUUCUAUCUGAUUUAUAAGAUUACCAAGAGAUUCUUUUACGUUAAAAGAGAUUACUUUUUCAGUGUACUGUAUAUCAUCAGCUUGUAACUGGUCUCUCUCUCUCAGGAUCUUUCCCAGUCAAAUAUUUGGGUUAAAUUUAUCAUUAUUUCUGUGAACCAGCAGUGAGAAAACAAAAAGAGAGACACUCUGCUGUAUAAUGUAUUUUUGAAUAAAAUAAUUUUUCAUUCA
Messenger RNA from Apus apus (common swift), 3058 nucleotides. It is a transcript of the gene PLPPR5, whose product is annotated as phospholipid phosphatase related 5. Gene Ontology annotation, biological process: phospholipid dephosphorylation; phospholipid metabolic process; signal transduction. Gene Ontology annotation, molecular function: phosphatidate phosphatase activity. NCBI's taxonomy places the organism in Eukaryota, Metazoa, Chordata, Aves, Apodiformes, Apodidae. The record is from RefSeq and is a predicted model, not a curated record. The transcript has 8 exons. The coding region runs from base 15 to 995 and encodes 326 amino acids.